AUGGAAUAUAUGACAAAGGUGGAGUGUUGGAGUAUUUCUAUUGAUCGGUCAUGUCAUAUAGGCCCGAGUCAGACAUCCAAUUGCUUCGAUUUGAAUUAUCCGGAAGAUGCCUUAUCUAUAUUAUAUCAAAAAAAUGGACAAUCAAACCUAUUUCUCGAUUCAAUAGAAGCCAAAAGGGGUGAAUAG
Molecule: messenger RNA, 186 nt
Organism: Populus trichocarpa (black cottonwood)
Lineage: Eukaryota; Viridiplantae; Streptophyta; Magnoliopsida; Malpighiales; Salicaceae
Source: the annotation of a RefSeq genome assembly